AUGCCUCGACCGUGGGCCGAUCAGCCAUACAGACUUAUCAACACCAAACCGUUCUCACAAGAUACAUCUCAUGCAGCCUACUAUGUUGCGACAGAAAUGGCGCUCGCUCACAAUGGUAUCAUAAGAGGUCUCAACGCCAUUUAUCUCCAGGCACCAAACCUCCCAGCAGGAAAUGCAACAGUGGCUCACAACUUCUUGAUUUACUGUCAAUACUGGAGCGAAAGUAUGCAUCAUCAUCACGAUGCUGAAGAAGUAAUCUUCUUUCCAGAUAUCGAGAGCAUCACCAAGAUCAAAGGAAUCAUGGAAAAGAAUGUUGAACAACACCGAGCUUUCACGCCUGGGUUCGACAAGUUCUACGAGUACUGCAAGACCUGCCCUCCCAAAGAUUACGACGGGGAGAAGUUGAGGACUAUUGUUCAAGCCUUUGCGGAACCACUGACCAAACACCUCCAUGAUGAGAUCGAGACCCUGCGAGCGCUUGAUAAGUAUGACAGUGAGAAGCUUCGUCAAGCAUAUCGAUGCUUUGAGAAAAGCCUGAUGGCAACUGAUAACGUCAGACAUGUGUUCUUAUCAGUGAACAUGAGACCUCUAACUUCUCCUAGNUUUCGAAUCGCUCCUCUAGUUUUCGGUACUGCAGACAGGAGUUUCGAGGGUGGAAUUCACAACUUUCCAGCUGUACCAUUCUUUGUGCCAUAUGUCAUCAACUACAUAUUUUGUAUGCGAUACCGUGGAGUAUGGCGCUUCAAUCCAAGUACGAGCUGGAGGGAUCGCAGGGAACUAGCUUAUGUCUGA
Messenger RNA from Aureobasidium musti, 792 nucleotides. NCBI's taxonomy places the organism in Eukaryota, Fungi, Ascomycota, Dothideomycetes, Dothideales, Saccotheciaceae. The record is from the annotation of a GenBank genome assembly.